AUGAGUGGUGCAUUAACUGUGCCUUUUCCAAUAAUUCUUGGCCACGAAGCAGCUGGUAUUGUAGAGAGCGUUGGAGAAGGGGUGACUUGUGUGAAACCAGGAGAUAAAGUCAUCCCGCUCUUUGUUCCACAGUGUGGCGAGUGUAGCUCUUGCGUAAGCCCCAAGGGCAAUCUGUGCACUACAAAUGACCUUGGUGCAGUUCGCGGAUUAAUGAAGGAUGGCACCACUAGGUUUACCUGCAAAGGAAAACAGAUUCAUCAAUUUAUUAGUACAAGCACCUUCACUGAAUAUACAGUGGUGCACGAGACAGCAGUUGUCAAAAUUGAUGCAGUUGCUCCUCCGGAAAAAGUGUGUCUGAUCGGCUGUGGAUUUUCCACCGGUUACGGGGCUGCCGUCAAUACUGCCAAGGUGGAACGUGGUUCUACCUGUGCUGUCUUCGGUCUGGGAGGAGUUGGCCUCUCAGUUGUCAUGGGCUGUAAAGCCGCUGGUGCUUCCCGGAUCAUUGGGGUUGACAUCAACAAAGACAACAAAUUUGCCAAGGCUAAAGAGUUAGGAGCCACCGAGUGCAUCAACCCGCAGGACUUCACAAAGCCCAUUGAAGAUGUGCUGAGGGAGCUGACUGGUGGUAAUGGUGUGGACUAUUCCUUUGAAGUCAUUGGACGCACCGAUACCAUGACAGCUGCCCUGGCAUCCUGCCACAUGAAUUACGGAACGAGCGUGAUCGUAGGAGUGCCUCCGUCAGCGUCACAGAUCACCUACGAUGCGAUGCUGCUCUUCACUGGACGCACCUGGAAGGGGUCUGUUUUUGGAGGCUGGAAGAGCAAAGAUUCUGUCCCUAAACUAGUUGCAGACUACAUGGGGAAAAAAUUCAACCUGGAUGCAUUAAUAACCCACACUUUGCCUUUCGAUAAAAUCAACGAAGGAUUUGAACUACUGCGGGCAGGGAAGAGUAUCCGCACUGUCCUGGUGUUUUAG
This is a messenger RNA of Emys orbicularis (European pond turtle), 975 nucleotides long. Its product is annotated as alcohol dehydrogenase 1A-like. The record is from RefSeq and is a predicted model, not a curated record. Gene Ontology annotation, cellular component: cytosol. Gene Ontology annotation, biological process: retinoic acid metabolic process; retinol metabolic process. The coding region runs from base 1 to 975 and encodes 324 amino acids. The transcript is spliced from 7 exons. NCBI's taxonomy places the organism in Eukaryota, Metazoa, Chordata, Testudines, Emydidae. Gene Ontology annotation, molecular function: all-trans-retinol dehydrogenase (NAD+) activity; zinc ion binding.